This is a messenger RNA of Schistocerca cancellata (South American locust), 405 nucleotides long. RefSeq lists its product as uncharacterized. The transcript has 2 exons. The record is from RefSeq and is a predicted model, not a curated record. The coding region runs from base 1 to 405 and encodes 134 amino acids. Lineage: Eukaryota; Metazoa; Arthropoda; Insecta; Orthoptera; Acrididae.
AUGAAAAGAAAUCUUAUUAACACUUUAAAUAACAUUGAUUCAGUAGGAACUUAUGUAGAAUCAUUAGAAUCAGAAAUUAAAAAAAGCAUGGACAAAAAAGUAGGUAAAGAUCUAGAACAAAACGAAAUGCAAACUAAACUAAAAGAAAGUUAUGUGCUAAUUAUGGUAUGUGAAAAAGAUAUUGAAUGUCCUAUUUGUUUAUGUGAUAAUAAUCAAUUUGUUAAAACAAAUUGCAAACAUUUUCUUCAUAUAGAAUGUACUGAUGAAUGGUUAAAGGAAAAAGAAAAUUGUCCACUUUGUAGAACUAUUAUUAAUAAUAAAGUACCAGAAAAAAAUGAAAUAAUUCAUAUUAAUGCUAUGUUUGAUGCAGAUUAUUAUGGCGGCUCUGAAGAUUAUUGGUUAUGA